Molecule: messenger RNA, 1704 nt
Organism: Camelina sativa (false flax)
Lineage: Eukaryota; Viridiplantae; Streptophyta; Magnoliopsida; Brassicales; Brassicaceae
Source: RefSeq, a predicted model, not a curated record
AUGUCGGAAGAGACAAAGGCGAUCAUGAAAACAGAAGGUUCAAAGGCGGCAGUUUCAGCGUUUCAACUGGCAUCAACCGAGAACCCUGGCGCGAUCAUAGCACAAGUUCAAUUUAACGGAGAAAACUUUGAUGAAUGGGCUCAGGCGAUGCGGACUGCACUGCGAGUCAAGAAGAAGUACGGUUUUGUUGACGGAACCGUCUCAAAACCGGGUGAAGAUGAAGCCGACUAUGAAGAUUGGUUAUCGGAAGAUCCAAAGGAGCUUUGGAUGGAGAUAAAAGAUCGUUUCUCUGAAGGAAAUGGACCAAGAAUUCAAGAGAUUAAGACGGAACUUGCUUAUUGCUGCCAAGGAAAUAUGAGUGUGAUUGAAUACUAUGGGAAGCUGCAGAUGUUGUGGGAAGAUCUGGCUAAUUAUGACAAGGUCAUAUCUUGCAAGUGUGGAGGAUGCUCCUGCAACAUCAAUGUCGAACUGGAGAAGAAGAGAGAGGAUGAUCGAAUCCAUCAAUUCUUCCUUGGACUUGACACGGCUUUAUAUGGAGGAGUGAGAACUUCGAUCAUCAGCACUGAUCCUCUUCCAAACAUGAAUCAAGUGUACUCAAAAGUGAAGUCAGUGGAGCAAGUGAGCAUUGUCAUGAGAGGAAGAGAACAAGAGAACACACAAGUAGCAUUCGCAGUUCGAGGAGAAAACCACAUGGGUGGUAAAGAAGAAAAGGGAAAGAUGGUGUGUUCAGUAUGUAAGAAAUCUGGACACACAGUGGAUACUUGUUUUCAAGUGAUCGGGUAUCCAGAGUGGUGGAGUGAGCGACCUCGAGGCAUUGGAGGAUUUGCACGAGGAGGAGGUCGCCAAGGAAACGGAAGAGGACGUGGCGGAAUGGCUCGUGCAAACGUGAUGGUUGCACAAGAUGGAGCCGAGACGAGUGGGGAAGCUGAGAGGAGUGGCUAUACAGGGCUAACAAACGAGCAAUGGGGAACACUCGUCAAACUCCUUGAGAGCAGUAAGGGAAACACACCUCGUCUCAGUGGUAAGUCUCUCUCACUUGAUUGGGUCAUAGACACUGGAGCUACAAAUCACAUGACAUGUUUUAGUGAUUUGUUGUUAAACCGAAAAUAUAUACUGCCAUGUACAAUAGGGUUGCCAAAUGGAGAAAAUAGUUUGGCAAAAGAAAAGGGAACAGUGAGUUUUGAUGAUGAGUUUGAACUGAGAAAUGUCCUGUUUGUGCCAGGACUGAAAUGCAACUUGAUAUCUGUGUCACAACGUGUUGCCGAUUUAGAUGUGGUAAUGCAGAUUGCUAAUAAGGGGUGUGUGAUUCAUGACCGUAUAACGAGGAGUGUGACUGGAGCAGGAGAACUUAAGAAUGGACUGUAUUUCUUCCGUCGAUUGAGAGAGUUUCGAGUCUUGCAUUUGAAUAAAGAUGGAGCUGAAGAUCUUUGGCAUAAAAGGCUUGGGCAUCCUUCCAAUGGUGUUUUUGAUUUACUUCCUGUUGUUGGUAGUAGGAAUAAGGAUUUUUCAGUUUGUGACAUUUGUUUAAAGGCUAAACAUUGCCGUGAGGUUUUUCAUACCAGUGAUAAUAAAAGUGAUGGAGUUUUUGAUAUGAUACAUGUUGAUUUAUGGGGUCCAUAUCGACGUCCAACUCUGUGCAAUUCUUACUACUUUCUGACUAUUGUGGAUGAUUUCUCGAGAGGAGUUUGGGUUUAUUUGUUGUGA